AGCAGCCCCCGUGCAGGCCGCUGCUCUACUUGUGCGGCACAGGACUAGAUAUAUCAGACUUCUCUAGUACUAGUGAGCUAGCCCUCCCGUAGAGGCAAGAAGAGAGCAAUCAUGGUUGUAUCAGAGAAAAGUAGUAGUAGCAUGCAUCUCAUCAAUCUUCACUGUGAAUUCUAUGCAGAGUGAGGUAAAACGGUAGUAACUUUGGCGAAAGAUAGAAAAUGUCGAUCGAUUCUUGCAACAGCACGCCUGGGGGACUAGAUAGUGGUCAGUCAGACUCUUCUUUUUCGGAGAAGAAGCAAAGUAGCACACAAAAAAGGAGUAAACAAAGCCCGCUGGUCCCACCGGAGAAGAACGGAUUGCAGCAGCCGUCCUCGAGAACUACGGGUGUAGUUGAAAGUGUCAGCGCCAGCGUUGCCAAAUUACCACUGUUCGACACGAUUUUGCUUGUCCUGGCGGUUGCUGCGCUCUCUGUCCUUCUCUGUUUUUCCGUUUGGGUGCUCUGCUUAUGAACUGCAAAAGUAUCGUACUCGUAUAAAUGCAUGACAAAUUUCCUCAGCAUGAGAAAUGCAAUUUGUAUAUGCAAACUUACCUCAACAAAAGGAUUUGUAAUGCAUGAUUGCAAUACGAGUGCGAUACUUUUGCACAGGAUAGUGCUCCAAAUUCUACGACGACGUUUGGACGGCGGGAAAAACGCUCACACCCGAACAGAAGCGCGCGCAGACGUUCUACCAGCACGUGAUUACCGUGUUGGCGGCAGUGGCGGUUCCUUUGUCCUGCUGGUGGCUGUACCGCACCGAAAGGCCGCAACUCCACAGCAAGCUCGCGGAGGACGAUUCGUUGGUCGGCACAGAAGAUACGACAGGACGAGCAAAAGUUGGACAACUUGUCAUGUCGGGGGACGGCAUGUCACAAAAGAGGGAGGUGGAAGCCGUCGAGCGUGUUGGGAAAGUGGGAAACUACACGGGUCCAGCGUCGCCCUCAUCAUCGGGAGCUCUUCCUGGCGGAAAAAAGGGUACUUAGUACUUAUUUUUGUUUUUCAUCCUGGGUGCGCGAAGGCGAUUUCACUGACUUUGAGUCAUGCAGCAUGCACGUGCAAUAAGAAAGAGAAGGUCAUUUAUGUGGUCUACUUUGCGGGAGGAUGUAUAAAAAUGAUUCGGUGCGAGCGUAUAAUUUUCAAUCUGAAACGAAGUAAUUCUUUAUGUAUCAGGUCUCGCAAACGGGGGUCGCCGAAGCCGGUGCGCUCGAUACCGACGUUCCUGUCACCGAUUUUGGGAGAAUCUGUACGAAAUUCUGAAGUAUUAUCUGCAUCCCAGCAGUGGUGCUGCGCUCGAGCAGCAGGGAGGAGGUGCGCCCCUGGGCGAUGACGACGCCUUACUGGACGCUUUUGACUCUGAUCGAAAGAAGAAUCGGGCGAAAAAUCAAACGGGUCAGAAUCCGCCGAAAAAAAGGACUCAAGGGACUGCGUCGACGGGCCAGUCAAACAAGAAAGGCUACAAUAGUAGAGGGACAGAGCCAGGCACGCCUAUGAAAAAAGCGAUGACUAGUAGCAUCAGCAAGGGGGCAGGCGAAACAGAUGUUCCUGUCGAGGCGCUCGAAGAUAGAGUUGCUACCGCCGGCUCUGAAGAAAUUUCCCCGGCAACAAAUAACGUCAUCAAAGCGGGCACCGUCGAUACAGUAGCGGCGAACGAAGAUGAUGAAGACAUUUUGAGUGCUCCCAAUAAAGCCAGCAGCGCAAAUCUCAGUAAUAAUGCGAAGAAGAGGCGUGCCAAAAAAGGGCGUGACGGAGUUAUCACCGCGGAAACUGGUGUAGAACAACAACCGCUGGAUGCGUCCCAAAAGCCGACGGUAGGAGGGCAGGCCGACGGCAGUACGACUGCAAAAGCCGUCUCGGCUGCUGCCAUUGAGCCUGACUUCAUUCCGCCACUUUCGCAGGAGUUCCAGAAGGUGAAGAGCACGAGACGAAGGAAAAAAGCUGCGGGAGACGAGACCGCAUCAGGUCUGCCUGUGGGCACGGCGGCGUCUUCUCCAACUGUCACGUCGGUGGCUAGCAGUCCGGGGCUCAUAGAAGACCCAGUCGGGGCCCCCCAAAAAGAUUCGCAACCCCUCGUCUCUGCAGGCCGCAGCCGCACUGCUGUAGCAGAAGACAAGGCCGCAGCGAAGCAAGGAUUUGGCGCGGCCUCUAGUUCCUCCCCCAUCAGAUCCGGUGUAGUACACAAAAGCGGCGCGCUGCCAGGCAGCAGCAACGCAGGUGCGGGAUCGCACCGUGCAGAUCAGCAGGCCCCCACAUCACCGGCCGCAUCAAUAUCCUCUCCGACUGCAGAACAACACGGAUCCCUUCCGUCGAGCCCAGUGGCCGCUGCUUCAACGAAAAUCGAGUCUGCGCUUGAGGAGCCGUUCGACGACAUUCCCCUACGCAGCACGGGCGGCUCGCGUGGCGGAGCGGGCGGAAGCACCGCCCCCUAUGGUCGGGGAAAAAACACACCCACCGGACGCAAAAAAAUGGGCAAUACAUCUCUGGACUCUCCCCUGAUUGUUACCCAGGAAUCGGUCGACCGGGACAUUCAAGAGCUCCGGGCGCUGGAACAGGUCGCCAGGAUGCCAGCGCUCACAGAGAGCGAGGAAACAAAUGCUUCUAGCGUCAUGUCGAAGCACGAGCUUGACAAUUCUGUUGCGAACGGCACCAAGCAUCAGGCAGGGGAGCGCGCCGCGAAAGAAGGCACAGCAAGUGCCAAGCCAUUGUCCCCGCGAUCGUCUUCUUCGUCACAAAUCCGCAACCAUGGCGAGCCGGAAGAGAAGAAAGCCGACAGUAAGCAGCUUCCUGCAACGAUGGGGCCUUCGUCAUCGGCAAGUACGAGUGCGGCUCCUGGAUCUGGAAGUAAACGCAACCACCAGCAAGAGGCACAAAGGAGUGGCGAGGUCAAUGCGGGUUUGGGGGCCGUCGGUAAUGGUCACCUCUCUUCCGGCAUCGCGAAAGACGGGGCAAUGGGCGCCAGUGCAGAACAAAACCAUUCACACAACGGAUCAGAAAACCCCUCUUUGCAACAGCUAACAACGUCCGCCGUGACUCAAACUUCAAAGGAGAAGGAUCGGGGUGAAGAACACGAAGCGUCAGCUACGACUGACCGCAAGUCAUCAGACAAGACAAAAAGCGCAGCCCAGGCAUCGGCGCCUGGUAGUGGAUGUGUACCCGAGCCGACAUCUGGCAUUUACGAUGCUAAGACGAAAGACGCGAGAAGUGCCGCUGAUGCAAAGAAUAACGCUGAUCUUUCACAGGGCACCACUCAACGCGGCACCAAGCAAAACAAGAAAACCUCCGGUACCGCUGGUGCGGCCGGUGCGUGCGUGAAAAACGCAUCAGCACCCUCUGUAAUCGCGGAAAGUAGCAGUGCGAGCUUAGAGAUUGUCAAGGACAAGGACUCAUCUAGUGCCGAGGAAGAGGAGGAGAAGACCCUGGACGUUACCGUGCAAAACAGCAACGCAGACGAAUUCAAUAUUCGGGAGACGGAAGUUCUUGAAUUGCCCUUGAAUCUGAUCCUGGAGUGCCAGCACCUGCGCAAUAAUGUGAGACUACUGGAUUCGUGUGACGGUACGGGCACAAUAAAAUCGACUUCGAGUCGUGCUGCUGAUGCAAAAACUGCUGAGCGCGCCGCCGGGCCAGAACUUUCGUCCUCGAAGAGUCUGAGCCUUGGAAGUAGCGAAACUGGCGCACCUGAAACCGGUGUCGCUUCGGCGGGAAGAGACCAGCCUGAGACUGUUGCCGGUACGGAAACUGACCCGUUGGCCAGCCUGGAACCACAUCAGCUCGAUGGAAGUAAUGGCACAGCAAAAGCGAGAAACAAUGGCAAUGCAGCCAGCUCGGCUGCCCCUGCUGCUCCCGCACGAGCAGGAAAUAAGGCGCAGCUGAGAAAAACAAAGAGCAAUAACAAAAAAUCAAAAGCGGCGGUACUAUCAAGUGUUUCUUUACUAGUGCGUUUACUUAAAGAGUUAGAGUUCAUCUUCAGAUUGUUUGCGCGCGCGUCUGAAACUGAAAGCAUUAUUUGCGCAAGGUGGUCUAACUCUAAGAUUAAUAACAUUAAUGUAAAGCCAAAGCCAUGUAGAGAUAUCGAAAUUCUUUAUGUAAGUGAACCACUUCUAGUUCUAUCACGAACAGGCGUUUCUACAGCUCGUGUAGAGUUAGAGUUAGGGUUAUUUGCCACUCUCGUCUCUACUUUUCCACGCCGAAUCAGGUUCGACGAUUCAAAUUGAAAUCAAUGACUUACAGGAAGAAGAGGAAGCGCUGAUGGCGGCCAUGAUUCGCGACAGCGAGCUCGAGCGCCAGCGGGAGGAAGCGGAAAAGCGUUGGACUGUUUUUAACGUGGCCGCGUCCGUGGCACGUUUUGGUCACCUGAACCGGGUCGCUUCCGGACUCGAUCGCCUGGAAACUUGGUGGUACAAGCAGCCCAACGACCUGUCCGCAUCAGACACAGACCAUGCGGCUGGUGCAUUUUCCCGAGCAACGCCACACCAGAAGGAAAAUACUGCUCCUGCUCCAAAUGAACGCGAGGAUGGGAAAAUCGCAGGAGCUUCAUCUUCGCCGACAUCGGCGCAAAAGCCCAGCAAAGCCUCAAAAGCAUCCGGCACGUCUCCGUCGCCGAAGAAAGGUGCGACCAACGCCGCACCGCGCACUGUAGAUGUUGAUGAUAAACACGGGACCAGUUGUUCGGGUUCCGCAAAGGAACCAAAUGAAAGCGUAAAGCUGGCCCAGGAGCUUCUAGAAGCUGGAGAUCUCGAGAAGCUCGAGCUAAGCGGUAAGAAUGCAUGUUGUUUCUGCUUGAUUUUUCUUUUUGUGCACGUACUUGUUUUUCAUUUUCUGCGACACUCACACUUCGCCCUGAAAAGCGAGCUGCACGCGACUGAUUUUAAUACUUAAGUACAUUUGUUUCCUUUUCGUCCUGUUCCUUUGUGUCCACCUUGGACACUUAAAGGAACGGGAUGAACAGCAUGCGCAUAAACAAUGGCGUGUCUAGAGCAGUGAGAUAUGGAUAUCAACAUUUUUUUUUCAACAACUCGCAAGAAAAAUAUACCACAGUCUCCUCCCGAUUGCCCGAGGUGGACUUCAACAUGUUGACGCAGCUGACGUAUUGGUAUGACCGACAGCGAACGCAGCUGAGUCUGCAGGACGCAGAGCGGCAACGGGACAGCAAAAUGGGCCGAUGGACUGCGAAGAUCUCGCGCGAGAAAAUUGUCUACGGCGCGGUGGCCACCGAGGUUCUUGUCGGCAAUGAGGACGAAGACCAAAUGGCUCCCGACGAGGGAGGCCAGGAGGCGGGGUCGGAGAUCAUGAAGAUGUCCGCCAGUAAGAAGAAACGGCUGCGCGCCAAGAAGAAAAAGCAAGCGGCAGGAGGUGUUAGUACAACGACCCCGGAGGUGGAGGUGGACCACGAGGACCGCGACGCUGAUAUUAACGUUCCGACCGACAUUCCAGAGGAGGCCCGUUCCGCGCACACACACUUGGGGCAAAAAGCAGCCACGAUCUUUCGCCGACCCCGCGGUAUCGACGUCACGAGGUUGCAGACACUGCGCAGGGCCGCGAAGGUCUGCGGCUACGCACAGCUGGAGACUUUGGUGGAAGACACCAUCGAAAAGUUGCGGGUAGACAACUGUGCACGAAUAAGCUUGGCCGAACUAAAGAAGCACCGCACCCGCGAGUCGUGUUGGGUGGUCAUAGACUCGAAGGUGUACGACGUGACCCCAUUUUUACCGUUGCAUCCGGGAGGCGAAGACCUCAUCGUCAAAGCCGCUAGCUACGACGCUACAGGCGUCUUCGAGCUCACACAUGGGGAGGGACUACGGUAAGACUCACGAAAGCCUUGCUGCUUCCAUUUUUUUCAUUUUGAUUUGUUGUUGAUUGUUCCUCUUCGACGUCGUACUAAGCGCAUCUUCUCGUUUUUUUUCGGUAGGAAUCUUUUUAAUGCUUUGAAUGCGUAUACGUACACGUAAUUGUAGCGCAGCUCGUCAUCACAUGGAUAUGCGUUUCUUUGUUGUGUGUUUCAGGUACUCGCUGCGCAUCUUGAACCAAUUUUUUAUCGGGUUGGUAGCCGACAGCGUCAAACUGGAAUCUUUCCCGGACACGCCACCGCCGAGUCCCGAAUUUCUCGCAGUGUUGCGCAGAAUAACAUCCGCUCUCCAUGACAUCGACGAAGAGAAUGCAACGGGAGAAAACCAGACACGGUACUGAUGCACAAGCGUCGUAUGGGUUACUUGUACUUGAAUAUCGCGAACGCUCGAACAAUGUGGUUGGGAACUACGAUGUCGUACACCUACAUUCGUGUAGUCGGCUCCCUCUAAAGGAAGUCCCUUUCGGGCCAUGCUGUGUAAAAACUCUUCCGAAAUUCUGUGUCUCCCACUCACGUCUAUCCAUUGAUCUCUGGUUCAAAACUACAAAACGACAUUUCGCGUUCGAAGAACAGCGACACGGCUACGGCAUUGACUUUCGCACUUCCACCGAUGGUGCAGAACAUGGAAUCGGCUGCGCAAUCCUUCCGGCGUGCUUGCGGAUCUUCCAGUAUGACUCCGAAUAAUAAUGUACUUAAUGGUGGCUGAGGCUGACCGUGCCCGUGACUCCGAAUAAAAUGUAACACAGUAGUUUACGGCACUCAGCGCAUAACUUUAAUUGCGAAAGAAAAUGAACCAAGCGGAAAAAGUUCGAAGAACGCAUCGCACGCAAGAAGAAUCCAGCGACAGAGACUUUAGACGACAAACAUCACGCCUAAGGGUGUAAGUAUCUCGAACGCGGCAUGAGGUCGCAAUCCAGCUUAGAGUAGAAU
Amoebophrya sp. A120 is the source of this 6806-nucleotide messenger RNA. The record is from the annotation of a GenBank genome assembly. Lineage: Eukaryota; Dinophyceae; Syndiniales; Amoebophryaceae.